AUGCCCCAGUGGCUGUCAAGUCGAGGUUCUGGCUUUCUCACUCGCAGUACCACAGGUCAGCACUAUUCUUCACAAAACUUCGUCCGUGCUACCUUUCGUAGCCACAGUCGCUCACCGGUCUCGCUGCCGACGAGCAGGCGUCAUCUCCUUCUUCCAUACAGAAGUGGCAUCGCAAUGUCAGACGACUCGAACUCGCCUGCCUCAGCAGGCAAGCGCAGGAUUGAAAACAUCGGCCGUCACAUUCAGCAAGUCGCACCCUUUACAACUUCAUCGAAAUCACAAUCGCCACGACCGUUGCCGAACCAGGACAGCGCGGUGAACGAUGACCGCGAAAAGCUCGGCACCUUCACUCUUGGUCCCAACGUCGCAAUCCCUGUCUUCCAGCCCAAACUGCCCGCGCGCUUGCCCUCAGAUCGUUUAUUGCUCAACCUGGAUGACCCCAUCGCCCUUGAACACCUCGAAUUUCUGUCCAAGAAAUGGCAGCUGGGCCAAGAUGUUUUCCUGCUCUCUCCUCCCGGUCCAUACGCCCGCAGACUGAGUCUCACCUUUGCAUCGCUCAUACAGCUACCGUUCGAAUACGUCUCGUUUCAUCGUGACAUUGGUGAAGCGGAACUGCUUCAGACGAGAAGCUUGUCAGCUGGUGGCAACCUCGUCUUUGAAGACGGUCCUGUGAUCCGUGCCAUGAAGAACGGCCACCUUCUCAUCCUCGAAGGUGUCGAGAAGGCCGAGCGAGGCGUCACGCCCAUCAUCAACAACAUUCUCGAGAACCGAGAGCAGAACCUUGCAGACGGUCGCCAUCUGAUUCCUGCAGAGAAGCUCGCUGCUUUCCAACAAGAAGAAGCUCAGCACAAAGAGGGUGGAUCGAGUCGUUUCAUCCCCGUCCAUCCCAACUUCCGUGUCAUUGCCACUGGUGUACCUGUCCCUCCGUACCGUGGCUAUCCCUUGGACCCUCCCUUCCGAUCUCGUUUCCAGGCGAGAUGGAUUGAGGGCUCGGUGCAAUCGACUGUUCCCCUUCCUGAGAACCUGUCGGAAGAUGCACAACAGCUGCGUUCCCGCUGGAGCCAAUGGGCAGCCCUCCUGCGCUACCACACGACGCUUGCCCAAGGCAACGACGUCAUCCCACCCACCUCGCGUCUUCCCAGCCUGCCUACGACUGCACUUCCAUUGCUCACCGACAUCGUUAGCACCUUCCCACCGACAUCGUCAAUGACCAGCCUCGACUUCGAUGAAGCAGAUCCGGUCCUACCAAAAUGGCCACGCGACCUCCCUGAGGAAGCCAAGGACGUUGAGACUAGCGCAUCCACGAUGGCGCUACUCAGCUCGGCCUACCCGCAAGUCUUUGCUCUGGACCAAGAGAAACGCAAAACGCUCGAUUCGCUUCUCGGCCAGCUUCAGAUCCACGACCAUCAAGGUGAAGGGGCUGAUCAGGCUACUCUCGCCGCAACAGGAUUCAUGGGCUACCUCGUCGACAGCAUCGAGAGAUCCUCGCCCACCAGCGCCACAAUCACGUUCGCUCACGUUGCCGGUGCGGCUCCCAACGUGACGAUCGAGGCGCCUUGUGGUGGACUGGAUCUUUCACCCGUACCUCGCCUUGGUGACACGACCUUUUUGGGACAAGAGUUGAUCGUCACUCCGCGCGUGCUCUCGAUCUACAGCCGUCUGUUGCAGCUCCAUGCGCUCGGCAGAGACAUUUGUCUGGUACCUGCCAACAAGGCAGCUGUCCCUGACAAGCCAGGAGCCGCAUCGACGUCUGACCCGCUCGCAGCAGCGGCGCACCAACCCUCGUCGUCUACGACAACUUGCAUCGGAUUGAUGGCAGCUACUCUGGGUUAUGCAUUCGAGUCCGUGUGGCUGUGGAAGGAUCUAGGAGGUGGUGAGCUCCUCAUGCGUCGCUCCACUGCCAAGGAUGGAAGCACCACGUGGGAGCCCGCUCCGCUGGUUCGGGGAGCUAUGCAGGGCAAGCUCAUCCACCUUGCUGGCGUCGAUGUCCUCGGUCCUACCCUGGGAAGUCUCUCGCGCCUGCUGCAGGACCGAGAACUGGAACUGUGGAAUGGCGCCCGCAUGACUGAAGGCGUGACCGGAUCGCGAGAAGCAAAAGCCAUCGCGUCCACGGAUCUUCUGAAUGGACCGACUAUCGCGCCAGGCGAAAUCGUCCCUAUCCAACCCACCUUCCGCGUCGUCGCAACCGCAUCCAAAUCUACCGGCUGGUUGGACGAAGAAGCAUCCACCCUCUUCGCCAUCUGCAGCACACGUGCGAUGGACGAAGAUGAAGAACGACACAUCGUCCUCUCCCGCGUCGGUCUCGAUGCACCCACGUCCGACAUGAAGCGCAUGUUCCAUUUCGUCAACCGCUACCGUUCGCUCAGCGCCGAUCCUAAUCUCGGCCUCGCCAAAUCGCGAAGACUGGGUACACGACAGGUGAUUCGUAUGGCAUCGCGUCUCGCUCGCUGGCAAGAGGACUGCGACGUCCACGGUCUCAUUUGGCGUACGUUACUCGUCGAUUUCCUACCCAUCACCGUGCGCGAGGUGAUCGCCAACCUCCUCACCGAAUGUGGGAUCUACAAACCGGGUACAGAGGGAGCCUUCCAGUACGUCCCUCGUCUGUGGAUUGGCGAUCCGAACAUCGUCGCAGCUGGCGCAGACAGAGCAGGCGUACUUGAAUUCGCAGCAUCCGACGGCUCCGAUCGAGAAUACCCCGUUCGCUCCAUCCCACGCUAUAACGCCGACAAGCUCGAUCCCGAAGGCAAGACUCUCAUUCCCGAUCUAGGUGGAAGCUUCUACAACAAUGCCCAGCAGAGCAGUCUCAUCUGCUCCUUCGCCGAGGACCUAGUCUUGCUCAACGAGCAUCUCUUGCUGAUGGGCUCGCAGGGCACGGGCAAGAACAAGAUCAUCGAUCGAACGCUCGAACUGCUCGGUCGACCACGAGAGUACAUCCAGAUGAAUCGCGAUUCCACCGUCGCCGGCUUGCUCCAGCAGAUCGCGCUGGAAAAGGGUCAGAUCCACUACUACGAUUCUCCACUCGUCAGGGCUGUCAAGUUGGGAAGGAUCCUGGUGGUGGACGAAGCUGACAAGUGCUCGACGGCUGUUUCCGCUGUGUUUAAGAGUUUGGCGGAGAGGGGUGAGCUUAGCUUGCCGGAUGGAAGACGCAUCAGCCCUGCUCGAAAGGGAGAGCGUGUGCAGCAGAAAGUCGACGAUGGAGCGUCUCUGGGAGGUGACAUACUCGUUCACCCCGAUUUCCGUCUGGUCUUGCUCUCGAACCGACCGGGCUGGCCGUUCUUCGGAAACAAUUUUAUCGAAGUCAUCGGUGAAGGCUUCAGCUGUUACGCCGUUGCGAACCCGGAUAUCGAAUCCGAAGUACGACUCCUGAAAGCAGCCGCACCCAAUGUCGACGUCGAUCUUUUGCGCCGACUGGACCUGGCAUUCCAUGACCUUCGCGCAGGAUUCGAAUCGGGACUUAUCAACCACCCUUACUCGCUCCGAGAACUUCUCCACCUCGUAGCUCACAUGCAAAAGUAUCCGGAGGAGUCUCUGUCCUCUGUCCUGCUCAACACACUCGCCUUCGACCUCCACCGUCCCGAAAGCAUUCGAUGGGUCGUCGAAACGCUCCGAAAACGCAACCUCCCCAUCGAACAGCUCUCGCUCGACGUCCUACGCGAACAGGAUCUGGAACGAAUUCGCCAGGCAGAAAAGGCUGGCAAGGACGGUCUGAAACCCGAAUUCCACCCUGGAAAAGAGGAUUACGACCCGACCAAAGCCGGUCGGGCGACAAAUCUCAACAAGCCCAAAGAAGGCAAAGUUGAUCCGAACAACGAAGCGCACGUCGGAGGAAACACUUGGAAAGGCGGCGUUGGUGGACGCGAUACCAUGGGUCUCGGUGGACGUGGUGGUUACGGUCGACAGUACACAGGUCACAAGAUCCACCAGAUCAGCAAAGAGUUGAAGAAGGAUGUUCCCGAACACCUCAAGAAGCAAGCUAGAGAGAUGGCUCGGGAAGCACUGGAAAAGGAGCUGAAGGAGAACGGGAUGCAGCCGCACGAAGCCGUCAAUCUGCACGAGAUGAAGCAAAAAGUCGCUUCGCAGGUCCAGCACCUCUCCAACGUACUGAACGACCUCAAAGCGAAUCGAUACGAACGCUCCUGGUUGACCCGACAGCAGGAAGGAGAGUUGGACGAGCGUCGACUGUCCGAAGGACUAGCCGGCGAGCGGGGGAUCUUCAAGAGGAGAGCAGAGAUGCCUCCUGAUCCGGGUGCACCUCAGAUCAAACCUAAGCGCAUCCGAAUCGUCCUCGAUCUGUCGGCGUCGAUGUACCACAUGCAGUACGAUGGAAGAUUGGAGCGCGAGUUGGAGGUGGCGUUGAUGGUGAUGCAGGCGUUUUCGAGAUUGGAGGACGCCGCCGAGCGAUUCGCAGUCGAUAUCGUUGGUCACAGUGGUGAUAUGGACAUGAUCCCGCUGGUGGAAGUCGGAAGGAUGCCCAAGACCGAUGGCGACAUGUACAGGAUCUUGCGCGCCGUCGUCAGCCACACGCAGUACUGCGAUUCGGGCGACAACACCCUCAAGUGCAUCGAGAAAUCCAUCCGCCAAGUCAAACGUCACACCCACCACGCCGAAUCAUCCACCAAAGUCGACCCUACCACAGCAACAGGCGCACCACCCAUCGUCGAGGAGGACCCCAGCACUUCACCCAUGGACGACUACUUUGUGAUUGUCCUCUCGGAUGCUAAUCUUUCGCGUUACGGCAUCACCCACCAUCGUCUCGCUCAACUGCUUCGUCUCGAUCCUCAGGUCAAGACCUCGCUCAUCUUCAUCGACAAGGGCAGCGAGGCGCUCCACUUGGCCAAGCAGCUUCCUACCCAGACACACGUCGCCAGAGAGACCAAGGACAUUCCUCGCAUCCUCAGCAACAUUCUCACUAGCGUCGUGCAGAACUCAUAG
Molecule: messenger RNA, 4932 nt
Organism: Pseudozyma hubeiensis SY62
Lineage: Eukaryota; Fungi; Basidiomycota; Ustilaginomycetes; Ustilaginales; Ustilaginaceae
Exons: 1
Coding region: 1-4932 (1643 amino acids)
Cellular component (GO): cytoplasm
Molecular function (GO): ATP binding; ATP hydrolysis activity
Source: RefSeq, a predicted model, not a curated record